AUGCCUCGACGACAGAAAGUGCCGCCCUUUUCGCUGGUGCGAAAGCGGAUCAGGCAGUCGUUUAACAAGCUCAACAUCUAUAAUGCUAUGACCUGGCGCAAGAACCGGCCAUUCAAUAGCCAGUACCGCCAGCUGUUCUUUGCCAAACAGGAGUCUCGUGCGUACCACGGUGAAGGGUUGACCGAGACGCAGUUCCGCAACGUUUUCCGAUCGGAGCUGACCUCGGUGUCCCCUUUGCAGUCCAAGGCCAAGCGUGAUGGUGUCGAGCAAGAGAUCCCGCAUGCUUUACAGACUUUUGUUGCUCUAGAGCGUCGUCUGGACACUGCAGUGUUCCGGGCCUUGUUUGCUUCUAGUUUGCGUCAGGCUUCGCAGUAUGUGGUUACAGGAGCCGUCAAAGUCAAUGGUGUCAAGAUCAGCCAGCCGGGCUAUGUUCUUCGUGCCGGUGAUAUGUUCAGCGUGGACCCCAACCGUGUUCUCGAGGGCUUGGGCCGUCCGAAGCCUUCGGCUGCUGAAGCCAUCACUCAGACCAACCGCAUUAUUCGCAAAUACAACAAGUACCUCGAGCGGUGCCGCAAGAGUCCCAGGCAGAUGUGGAAGUCGCGUGAGGCUCGCCGAAAGCGCCAUGUUGUUUAUAACUCUAAGCAGGCCGCCAAGGAGAAUCGCGCAAUUGAGCAGCACAACAAAUCGAUCGACACGGCUAUGAAGCGUGAAAUCGAUGCUGUAAAGCCCCGCCUGAUUCUUGAGACUGCUCUGAAGGGCGAGAAGGUCGGUGGUGAAAAGCUCGCUGCAAAGUCAGGCGCCCUGCUUGGCCUGGUCCGAGGCCACCUUCCUCCCAAGGACGAAGCCGGAUACUCUGCUGAUGAGGUUCGUGACAUUUCCGGUCGCUACUAUGACAAGCACGAGCCUGGUGUUGCGGGUGUCGCCAAUAAGUCAGAUGUGAAGAAGCUUUGUGCAGAGCUCGUUCAGCUCAAACAAGACGAGAUCCGUACAAGCUACUCUUCUCGUCUCCGUCAUCUCGGAAAGGCCGCUCCUUACGAUCCUACCUGGGUCGAUCGACUGCCCCAGCCAAUUCCAGAGAUAGACCCCGAAACCGAUCCCGAGGAGUUUGCAAAGAUGAAACUGGCUCUGCCCUUCUCAACAACCGGUAAACUUUACGGUUUGGCAGAGCCUGAAAAGCGGUGGUUCACCCCCUGGGUGCCUCGUCAGUUCGUGGCUGCCAUGGCAGUUCUGCCGCACCAUUUGGAGGUCUCCCACGAGACCUGCCACGCCAUUUACCUCCGCGACCCGGUUGCUCGACCGAAUCACUCUGAGGUCAUUUCGCCUUUCAGUCUCGACAUGCAUGAGCGGGUUCAUAUGUGGUAUAAUUAUCGCCGGCGGAAGAACCUGGCACGAACCGGCAGUGCUUAG
Messenger RNA from Wickerhamiella sorbophila, 1407 nucleotides. Its product is annotated as 37S ribosomal protein NAM9, mitochondrial. Gene Ontology annotation, cellular component: mitochondrial small ribosomal subunit. Bases 1 to 1407 code for a protein of 468 amino acids. Gene Ontology annotation, molecular function: structural constituent of ribosome; rRNA binding. The transcript has a single exon. NCBI's taxonomy places the organism in Eukaryota, Fungi, Ascomycota, Dipodascomycetes, Dipodascales, Trichomonascaceae. Gene Ontology annotation, biological process: positive regulation of translational fidelity. The record is from RefSeq and is a predicted model, not a curated record.